Molecule: messenger RNA, 2568 nt
Organism: Chelmon rostratus (copperband butterflyfish)
Lineage: Eukaryota; Metazoa; Chordata; Actinopteri; Chaetodontiformes; Chaetodontidae
Gene: nadsyn1
Product: NAD synthetase 1
Exons: 21
Coding region: 182-2284 (700 amino acids)
Biological process (GO): NAD+ biosynthetic process
Cellular component (GO): cytoplasm
Molecular function (GO): glutaminase activity; NAD+ synthase (glutamine-hydrolyzing) activity; ATP binding
Source: RefSeq, a predicted model, not a curated record
GAGUGGGAGGAGGAGCGGCUUCGACAUAUCCCCAGUUCAGGUCCACACACGUUUAAUGACAGCCACACACAUAGAAAAGUAGAUCUAACGACACAGUAGCUGUAUAGUUAUAACUGCACAAGCUCAAACCAGUGACACCGACCUUCUGCUUUGUUUAACGACGUUCUCAAACUGCGAGGACAUGGGACGGAAAGUUACUCUAGCUACGUGCUCCUUGAAUCAGUGGGCUUUGGACUUUGAAGGCAACUUGGAGAGAAUACUAAAGAGUGUUGAGAUCGCUAAGGCUCAUGGAGCAAAAUACAGACUGGGCCCAGAGCUGGAGAUAUGCGGGUAUGGCUGUGCAGACCACUUCUAUGAGUCAGACACGUUGCUCCACAGCUUUCAGGUCCUGAGGAAGCUUCUGGAAUCUCCCAUCACCCAGGACAUCAUCUGUGAUGUGGGAAUGCCCAUCAUGCAUCAUAAUGUGCGCUACAACUGUCGGGUCCUGUUCCUCAACAGAAAGAUCCUGCUGAUAAGACCUAAAAUGCUGAUGGCCAACUACGGGAACUACAGAGAGAUGCGCUGGUUCUCACCAUGGAACCAGCUGAGGCAAGUGGAGGAGUAUUUCCUGCCCAGAAUGAUCCAGGAGGUAACAGGGCAGGAUACAGUCCCAUUCGGUGACUGUGUACUGUCCACAAAGGACACCUGCAUCGGCAGUGAGAUAUGCGCCGAGCUCUGGAACCCCAGAAGCCCCCAUAUUCAGAUGGGUCUGGAUGGGGUUGAAAUCUUUACUAAUUCGUCUGCCAGUCACCACGAGCUUCGCAAAGCUGACCAAAGAGUCAACUUAGUGAAGUCAGCCACCAUCAAGAGUGGAGGUAUCUACCUGUAUGCCAACCAGAGGGGCUGCGAUGGAGACCGUGUCUACUACGACGGUUGUGCCAUGGUGGCCAUCAACGGAGACAUUGUGGCACAGGGAGCACAGUUCUCCCUUAAUGAUGUGGAGGUGAUUACAGCCACUCUUGACCUUGAGGAUGUGCGUGGCUACAGAGGAGAAGUAUGCCAGCCAAAUCUGGAAAGUGAACCUAAACCCUGCCACAGGGUCAAAGCUGACUUCUCUUUAUCUGAUGGUGAUGAUACCUGUCUCCCAACCCACCAGCCAAUAACAUGGCACUUUCAUACACCAGAGGAAGAGAUCAGUCUAGGGCCGGCCUGCUGGCUGUGGGACUACCUAAGGAGAAGUGGACAGGCUGGUUUUCUGUUGCCUUUGAGUGGAGGUGUGGACAGCUCGUCCACCGCCUGUAUUGUCCACUCUAUGUGUGUGCUGCUCUGCCAGGCUAUAGAGGAUGGCAACAGCCAGGUACUAGAGGAUGUUCGCAGAGUGGUAGGAGAUGACUCAUACCGUCCUCAGCACCCAAGAGAGCUGUGUGGUCGCAUCUUCACCACCUGCUACAUGGGAAGUGAAAACUCUACAGAGGACACAUGCAGCAGGGCCAAAGGCCUGGCCAAUCAGAUCGGCAGCACACACAUGAAUAUUAACAUAGACGUGGCAGUGAAAGGCCUUCUGGGUAUCUUCUCAGUAGUUACUGGAAGGUGGCCUCAGUUUCGCGCCAAUGGAGGAAGCCACAGAGAAAACCUGGCCCUGCAGAAUGUGCAGGCUCGGGUCAGGAUGGUCCUGGCAUACCUUUUUGCCCAGCUGAGUCUGUGGGCCCGGGGGAAGCCAGGUGGAUUGCUGGUGCUGGGCUCAGCCAACGUAGAUGAGAGUCUGACAGGAUAUUUCACCAAGUAUGACUGCUCCAGUGCUGACAUCAACCCAAUAGGUGGCAUCAGCAAGACGGACCUGAAGAGCUUCCUGCUUUACUGUGUUGAGCAGUUCCAGCUCACCACUCUGAGAGGCAUCCUGGCUGCUCCACCCACAGCUGAGCUGGAGCCACUGACAGAUGGAGAGGUGUCGCAAACAGAUGAGGCAGACAUGGGGAUGACCUACUCUGAGUUAUCUGUGAUUGGUCGACUGAGGAAGAUCUCCAAGUGUGGCCCCUUCAGUAUGUUCUGUAAACUUAUUCACGUGUGGAAGGAUGCACUCUCUCCCAUGGAGGUGGCCCAGAAGGUGAAACACUUCUUUCGGAUGUACUCAGUGAACCGGCACAAGAUGACCACGGUGACACCCUCCUACCAUGCUGAGAGCUACAGUCCUGACGACAACCGCUUUGACCUGCGUCCUUUCCUCUACAACACACGCUGGGUCUGGCAGUUCAGGUGCAUCGACAACCAGGUGUGCCAGAUGGAAGCAAAUACCCCAAAGCAAUAGGAACCUGCAGUCUUCAUUGUCCAGUGAAAAUCCAUCAGAACUGUAACGGAUCAAAUAUUGUUGAUGAUUUUGCACAGAUGGAAUUAAAGCCACAUACUUUGUAUUGUGCUUGCAAGCACACAGUAAAAUAGGGGAAAUAAUACUUUAGAUAUAGAGCCUUUGUUCUACCUCAAAACAUUAACAAAAAGCUAUAAUUCAUAUUUCUGCUCUUAAAAGACCAAAAUGAUACAGUUACUGUACAGUACUGAUGAAGUAGGUAGAAGAUUUGCUGGAAAUAAAGUGAU